Amoebophrya sp. A25 is the source of this 1685-nucleotide messenger RNA. The record is from the annotation of a GenBank genome assembly. Lineage: Eukaryota; Dinophyceae; Syndiniales; Amoebophryaceae.
GAUAAAUCAAUAUCAAUGGCCGUGCUGUCUCUGUGAGGCGCAAGAUAGGCCGGAAGAACUAUGUAUGUCAUUUGUUAGACGAUUUCUUUCAACAAAGAUAUUGAGAGUUUGAGAUCCUCUCUUAUACAGCUAGUUUUUCCUGACAAGAUAAAAGCGUUUUUCGAGACAUCCAUCUCAAGCAAUGAAGCUGCCGGUGACAUUCUUUGAAUGUCUCCAGAACUUUGGAUAUCUUCGAGCAGGUAUCACCUACUUACAAUAGUACUUUUGUUCGUCUUCUACUCGCCGAGUUUUUGCUAAAGACUGGAAACAAUAUCAAGACUUUUCGAAUCAUCUAGAGAACCGUAAUACUAUUACUAAUACAGCUUUCUACUUUUUUUUAGAUAUUGUGAUCGAGGUUUCCAAAUCCAUUUUUCAACAGGACUGUAUGCUGGUGCAGGAUUUUACUUGCUCGAUUUUACGUUUUACAGUGUGAGGUCCGCCAGGGAUUUGUACUCCUUUGCGAAAGCUCCGACAUUCGAGCCAUGGCCUCAACAAGUUGAUCACUUGGCCAACAGGGCAGGGCGACAGACAUCAGACAAAGCUUAAGGGUGGUGUACUUAUUAUCCUGGCUGGUCUAUUUUGUGUAGCAUUGUCCUGACUCAGUUAGCUUACGGGUGAUCGUGGUGUAUUAUCCUCAGUCUAUGAUUUUGUCUAGGACCAAGAUUAGUAUGCUCAGUCUAUCAUUGAUUCUUUCCCUAGGAUUUCAAGAAGAAAUCAACUGGAAUGCGAAUGGAGAGGGACCACUCCGCCACGGAUAAUAUAACGCAACAUCUAACACGCGGAGAGCAAAGAUUCGUCGUGACUGCAGGCCGAUGCGGAUGCAUGAAGAUGGGCAGACGAAUGCCUCAACGUUGUUGCGUACCGACUACGGAGCAUGGCCGAGGACCCAACUGUACAUCAGAGUUGAGCGCGGUCCUCUUUUUCUGGAUGUUGUGGCACUUUUGCUCUCUUUUCCUCACAAGAGGGUGUCGUGACAGCCGCUCAAGCCAAGAAUACGGGUUAGAUUUGGAGACUCUUCUCGCAGUUCAACGUUAGCUGACACCUCCUGGUAGCGUUUCCUACGAAGACUCGUUCGGUAGAUAAGCAGCCAUUUUUCAGCUUCUAUUGGGUAGCCUGUUUCUGCGCAGAUACGUGCCACACGCACCAAUGUGAGGCAGGUAAAGACAGUUGGUUUUCUUCUUAUGUGCCCCGGAAUCUGGUCAGAUUGAAGCAUGUACUGUUUCAAAGGCAUCGUACCUUUAAUGACUUGCCGCAUUCCUAAUUCUGUUGUUCUAACCGUGAUAAUGAGUUGGUGAUAUCACCGAUAGGCGAGGAGGGCUACUAGAGCCUUUAAGGCGCGAUGAUGGUGAUCAUAGACUUACAUACUCGGCGCAGUGUCCAAUAGAGGCCUUUGUAGUAGAGUUCAUCAAGGCGUCUCUGCAAGCAGGUGCCUUCACAACCAAAUCGAUGUUUCUCGAUCCCUCUCUCUGUCCUAGUGUCGGAAUAGUUGAGUUUGGAGAAGACGGACUUUAUAGUUAGGUCAACAUGAUUUUUUUUGACUCACGAAUGCUAGUGCUAGACAACAAGAAUUUGCACCAUUUUGAGAUAGACACACUGUUAAGGCCCAAAAUAUAAUCGACAUGGCCACAUCAAAAAGCAUUCUAACC